CAUCAACCAGCCAGGGUGUGAGCCAGCCUGAGUGUUGCUCGUAAUGCGAUAAGCUUUUUAUUUCCACGGCAUCUCCACUUCUGCCACUCGCAUGUCAAGACUACAGGCACGUUUUUCCUCGUCUUUUCCCCACACAAGAGGACGUCCACCAAAGCACCGUGAACCAGGUUGCAACAUCAACCCCUGCAGAUCGGAGAAGGUCUUCUGCGUGGAUUAGGUCGCAUCUCGCUGGAAGGACCUUAAACCUAUCACAUCCAAUCUUCAAGGAAACUGUAUUUUGAGAUGGAAACAGGGAAACGAUCUGUUAGGAUCAGACCAUGAGUCUGUAAGAUCAUGCACUGUGGAGACAUGAUUGGACUAAGGAGGAUGUGAAGAUGUCCCAGAACACUUCUAAAACGUGGUGCCUUAGGCUUCUUCCAGUUCUCGUCUUCGUCUCCUUAGUCACGUACUACCGCUCCUAUGCUGCACUUUGGAGCUAUGGCGGUCCCAGUAAGUCUCUGAACAGUAGCAAGUCGCUGUGUGGAGGCUGGCUAACUCAGAAGAAGUGGGAGAGCCUUAACUUUAACAUCAGCAGACGGACACAGCUUUUUCUGAACCUGAAGGACUUCUUCUGGCGGGAGUAUCAGUCCAAGCUGUCAUUACCUUAUGGCAUUAAAGGCAAUGAGCUGCUGUUACUCAAAGUUCUUGCAGUUACUUCCAACUACCAUGUGCCUGCUAACAUUGAAAACCUUGAGUGCAAAACCUGUGCAGUCAUAGGCAAUGGAUUUGUCAUUAAAAACAGCUCCUUGGGAAGCGUCAUCAAUAAAUACGACAUUGUUAUUAGGUUGAAUGAUGCUCCAGUAAGAGGCUAUGAAGAGGAUGUGGGUAACAAGACCACCAUGAGGUUCUUCUACCCGGAGUCCGCCUCCUAUAACCCUGCGCUGCAGAACGAGCCAGACACACUCAUGGUCCUGGUGCCUUUCAAACAGCAGGACCUAUGCUGGCUCAAAGAGAUAAUCUAUAAUGAGAAGAGGGUCAGGAAAGGCUUCUGGAAACCUCCACCCCAAAUCUGGUUGGGUGAUGUAAGUAAAGUCCGUGUACUGGACCCCCAUUUUCUGCACCAGACGGCACAUAAACUUCUCCGGAUUCCUCCCCAAAAAGGGAAACAGAUUCCUGUACACCCUACAUCAGGCAUCCUUGCUAUCUUUGUCGCGCUCAACUACUGCGAUGUGGUUCACAUUGCUGGAUUUGGUUAUCCCAGUUCAAAGAAUCAGCAGCAACCCAUCCACUACUAUGGAUACAACACUAUGAAAUCCAUGAAGAAUUCUUACCAUGAUCUCAAUCAUGAAGCUGAAGCCUUAAAAAGACUCAAGGAUUCAGGAGCGAUUCUUUACUUACACCAACAUAUAUGAUGCAAACCAUUCUCCCAGCAAAGUCCAACUUCUGAUAUUUAUCAAAAUAGGUGGUGUGAUCGCAAUCUAACAAAGUGCCUUUUGCAUUGGGAUUGAAAACUUUGCUUGCUUGAUCUUUCUGUGGUAACCUGACUGUUUAAGAUUUCACUUCAGCUCUGAAACUCAACAUUUUGCUUUUUUUUUCACUUUCAAAAUCUGUACUACAGCCUUAUAUUUCAACCUUUACCUCUGAAAACCAGUUAAUUUUGUUGGAGAGCCUUGUCCCAGAAAGUUGCCUGUUCAUUUUUGACAUUGAUUCACAGUCCUUGCAAUGGAAUGGAUUAAUUGUAGUAUUGUUGGUAAACAACCUUUCCAAACCUCUUCUGAGGAUUCACGUAUUAAUGAGUUUCAUGUGUAUGUAAAGGCAGCAGAGUUACAAUAAUGCUUUGGGUUUGUUCUUAAUCUCGCUAAGGUUCAGGACCAAGUUUCUUUUCAGUGUAGAUGUGUGUUUGGAGUCUAUGGAGAAUCAUAAUCAGCUAAUUUCUUUUUGGUACACUGCUCACAAAUGGACAUUAGAUUGACAUUACUGUUUCACUUCUUGGACGAGGAAUACUAGUUUCUUUUUGAUCAUUUGUCAUGUUUUUGAUUUAUUUUGAGUCAUUUAAUUUAUUUAAUUAGUUUACUCAGAGAAAAAUGUUUCCACUGGAUAUUUUUGUAUGUACAAAAUGAAGUACAUUUGUAAUUAAAAACAUGAUCAAAAUGA
Molecule: messenger RNA, 2133 nt
Organism: Girardinichthys multiradiatus
Lineage: Eukaryota; Metazoa; Chordata; Actinopteri; Cyprinodontiformes; Goodeidae
Gene: st3gal4
Product: ST3 beta-galactoside alpha-2,3-sialyltransferase 4
Exons: 13
Coding region: 375-1391 (338 amino acids)
Biological process (GO): glycolipid biosynthetic process
Molecular function (GO): sialyltransferase activity
Source: RefSeq, a predicted model, not a curated record